Mesocestoides corti is the source of this 762-nucleotide messenger RNA. Lineage: Eukaryota; Metazoa; Platyhelminthes; Cestoda; Cyclophyllidea; Mesocestoididae. The record is from the annotation of a GenBank genome assembly.
AUGUCUUAUUCGUGUGUAUAUUCAUUGGCUUUAAAAGCUUUCACACAUAGGGAGCCCCUCUAUAAUGUUGCGGCCUACUUCUCCUACGCCUCCGCCAAAAUGAAUAACCCACUGGAGUCGCCUGAUUACUUUGGUCUUCGGCACGUCAUUUCAGUGGAACAACUUUUUAAAGUCCGAGCUCACCUUGGACAUCGGUCUAUGCUGCGAAACCCAUACAUGACGCCCUAUCUCUUCGGAACUCGCCAAGGAAUCGACAUUUUUGACCUCGAACAAACAGUAGAACUGCUCUUUGAUGCGCUGAACUUUACUGCUCAUAUUGCCUAUCGUGGCGGAAUCAUAUUAUUCAUGAUACAACACAGACAAAUGAUGCAAUUAGUGGAGAAAACUGCAAAGAUGGUUGGUGAGUACUCCUAUUGCAGACCUUGGGGCGGUGGCGUAUUCACGGAUUCAUCCAACUUUUUUGGCUCGACGACGCGAUUGCCGGACCUCAUAAUAAUGCUGAACACCGUCACUCCUAUCGGUUCAGGUCACGUAGCGGUUCGGGAUGCAGCUAAAAUGCUUAUUCCCACAGUCGGCAUAGUAGACUCAAACUGUGACCCUCGUCUCAUCACCUAUCCAGUGCCUGGCAAUGAUGACUCACCAGUUACUAUCCGCUAUUGGUGUGGCCUUUUCGCGGAGGCCGUCGCCCACGGCAAGCGGCGAGCAAAAAGAGACGAACAAAUGAAAAAGCAACUGGCGGCCUCGGAGCAGUCCAAAACUUGA